CAUCACCACUGCGCAUGCGCCCCUCUCUGCAGCACUGGCUUUGCGCAGACAUGUGCGUGUGUGCGUGCGUGUGAUCAAACAGCCCUACAGCUGCGCUCGUGCUUGUUAGUUCGGUUCCGUUCAUCAGCAGCAUCAGCAUGUCGACCUGCGCUCCGGUCCAGAACCACGAACCGGCGGAGGAGGGCAAACAGGGGGAGGAGGAGAAGGAGAAGGAGAAGGAGAAGGAGGAGAUGAAGGAGCCGCAAAGCGAAGAGCGCGCGGAGGAGAAGACCGAGAAGGAGCAGAAGAAAGAGGAGAAGAAGGAGCCGGGAAAAAAGGAGAAGGGGAAGGAGGACGAGCUGCAGGGAUCCUGGAAGGAUUUCUUCUACAAUCCCAGAACCGGAGAGGUUCUGGGCCGAACCGCCAGCAGCUGGGGUCUCAUUCUGCUCUUCUACUUCAUCUUCUAUGGCUUUCUGGCGGGAAUGUUUUCUCUGACCAUAUGGGUGAUGUUACAGACGCUGGAUGAAAAUGUUCCUCGACAUCAGGACAGAGUUGCUGACCCAGGUCUGGUGAUUCGUCCACAUGCCACUGAAAUUACCUACAACCGGACUGACCCGUUAAACUACCAGCAAUACAUCCAACAGCUGCAUGACCUGCUGCAGCAAUACAAUGACAGCAUACAGGAGAGGAACGACCUCUGUCUGGUGGGUGAAUACACGGACCAGGACCAGGAGCAGGGCUCCAUCAAGAAGGUCUGCCAGUUCAAACGCAGCAUCUUGCGCCAGUGCUCUGGUCUGCCGGACACCAGCUUUGGUUAUGCAGAAGGAAAGCCCUGCAUCAUUGUCAAAAUGAACCGGGUGAUUGGACUGAAGCCUGUAGGAGAUCCUUACAUUAACUGCACUGCCAAGAGGGACUCUCCACUUCAGAUGCAGUACUUUCCUCCUGAGGGUCGUCUGGAUAAAAUGUUCUUUCCGUACUAUGGCAAGAAAUCGCAUCCUGACUACGUCCAGCCUCUGGUUGCUGUGAAGCUUCUCCUAACUAAAGAUGACUACAACAUUGACCAGACUGUGGAGUGUAAGGUGGAAGGCUCUCACCUGCGCAACAACGACGACCGUGACAAGUACCUGGGUCGUGUCACUUUCCGGGUCAAAGUGUUGCAGUAAUGGGAUGGAAAGCUUCAGCUGGGUAACACUGGAAUAAACUUUCAGGAAAUUUUGGGGUGGACCUGAUUUGAUCCCAUUGUCUGGACCUUAUUCUGAUGUUUUUCUAAUAUGAACGAGUCUGGAACUGUGACAAAGUCUCUCAGUCCUUCAGACCUCAUCCUGAUCCAAACCUGGUCUAUAAUGAAACCAGAAACUGGUGCUUUGUUCAAUGAUGAAAUACAGAGAAAAACUUGUGUCCAGACAGUCCAAGCAGAUCAGCUCCACUCAGAAAACAUGUAAAGUAGAAGCACACUUUGAGUUUUCAUAUAUUAGAUGUAAUAAAAAAGUGAUACGACCCCCCCACCUUGUGUAUAAAGGGGCAGCACAGGACCAACUCUCAAUUAUAGAUCCAGUCCAGUCAGGCUGAUGACCCAGAACACCUGGCUUUACUCAAGGAGGAUAUAGUGAUCUGAAGGGAAGGUUUUCAUGUGGUCCAAGUGAAACACCUCCCUGGGGGACAGAAAGCUGUUAAACCUGUCAUUUUAAAGCUAUUUUACAAUGAUUAUGUUUCCUUAAUCCUUGUAAACAUGCUCUUUUGGAUAAAAAAAAAAAAAAAGAAAAAAAAAGAAUAAUAAUAAAAAUAUUGAGUGCCAAAAUUGUGUUGAAGAAAUAAACAGCUUCAAGUUUCUCUGCACAUCGUGUUUUUAAUGUUUUUAGAAGGUGAUAGAAAUAGUAGUUGAACAAAUCCUCCAGAUAACUGUCAUGUUUCACCGUUUCAUAGCACAAAGUCUGUCUUGGGAGACAGAGACUGAAUAUGAACAACAGUUUUUCUUAGAAGCACACUUGAGGAUCAAGAGUUUUUCAAUUGUUACAGCUGCAAUAACAGUGAGGUCAUACAUGUGUGUUAACUGACCAUCUAUAGGAGGGGUGAGCUCCACCCCCACCCCCCGCGCUACACUGUUCAACUUGAGAUAAGAAGAGAAAAGAUGGAGAUCCCAUAUUCAUAAAUACUAAGACGAUCAACAGGUUUUAUGACACAUUGUCAAAGUAAAGACACUACAGGUACGCUGAAAGCACACGUGCACCACAGUAAUAAAAUACUUGAAUAAAAAGGAUUGCUGUUGUGGUCCACAGCAAUAAAAAAAGGUCAGCUUGAACAAAGUCUAGCUUUCUGUCCUCUCUUAGUGUCAGUGCUAGAAAAUGAAAGUUUAAAAGUUUACUUAAAUUAAGGUCCUGAUACUGUGCUGCCCCCCCUCCUCUAUUUUGUGAUAAAAAUGCAAAGUUUGUCUUGUCUGCACAAUGCACUAUAUUAAUUUGUAUUUAGAUUUAUCAGAUACCCACUAGGCACAGGAUGUCUAUUAGAUACCUAACAUCCAUUAUUGUAGAUUUCUGCAGGUCAUCUCUGACAGCUCUAUUAGAGGUCUACCAAUAGUGUUCUGAAAUAUAUCUAUGUCAAGAGGUUUUCUACACAUCUACCUGUAGACAUCUGAUCUAAGAAUAUUUUAGAUAUCUAUUUUAGAACUUGUUUCAAACAUUUCCUCGGUCAAAAAAUAAACUCCAAUUUUACAUCCAUUCAUUUAUCUUUAGAACUCACUGAAUGCCUUUGGGGUCACAGCUUUGCUGGCUCCAAUCCAGCUAGUGUUUAGGUUGAAGUGCACUCUAAUAUGGUCAGUUUGUCACAGAAACACACAGGAGCAACUUUGAAACAGCUGCUAAUCUACGAAACAUUUCAUUGAACUGUGGGAGGAAGGAGGAGAAAAUCCACACCUGUAAAGGGAGAACAUCCAACCUCACGCAGGAAGGGCCCACCAGGGAUUUGAACCGUGUUCUCUCUGUAAGGGGAAAGAGCUAACCACUACACCACUGAGCAGCCUUCUGUUCAAAGACAACCAGGGAUCACAAAGUUCUACGUUCCACGAAGCAGCAAACAUUUCCAUUGAAAUGCUGGCUUAAAUGUCUCAGAAACUGUCAUAAAAACAACAAUCCAAUAAAAAUAUUUCUGUUUAGGUUUUUAACUCCUCAUAUAAUUGAACAAAAUUUUGAUUAAAAAAAAAUCUUUUGCUGAUUAUCAUUAGAGUGAUCUUAAAGCUCAUUUUUUGAUCCUCUGGUGCACAACAGUGUCUAGUUGCUGUUCAGAGCCAAAGCUUUAACAGUAAGACUUGAAUUUAUUUGUAGAAUAGGACAAAAAGUGGACACAACACCAAUGAUGUCAUGUUUAUAUUUGAUGGUGAAAAGAGAAAAGGGAUGACUGCACACCAACAUCACAGUGAUUGAAAUCUUUGACUUAACUUUUCUAUUUUAUAUCUUGUAAAUGUUUAAAAAGGUUCUCUAACAGAGGACUAAAAGUAUCCAAAGGUAGAUGUGAAGGAGACAUUUAUGUACAGAAUUCUAUUGGUAGACAUCUAAUAGAGUAACAUGUCCAGAAGACAUCAACAGUGGAUGUCUCUUAGUUAUCUGAUAGACAUCUAUUAUCUAUAUAUCUAUCAGAUAACUAAUAGAAAUCAUGUGUCAGGUAAAAACUACCCAAAUUGUUUGUUUACAAUGUGCAAGGCAUGAUGGAACAGUGACGCAAUAACUGUGGAAAAGUUGUCUGCUAGAGAUCUACACUGAUAUGAAUAGAUGUCUAUCAGAUGUAUAUCACAUACAUGAUAUUAUAUCACUGUAAUGUCAUACUAUAAAUAUUACAGCUGUAAGCCAUGAUUUAGAUAAUGAAUACCUGUCUGUGCAUAGUGGGUAUUUCAUGAAGAGGUUUAUUUUCUGUGAUUCUGUGUGAUGCUUUCAUUUGUGUUGUUUUACCAAAUAUCUAAUGGAAAACUAUCCAGCUUUCUAUGUCUAUUCAUAAUGGAUCAAAAAUGCUCCUUUAUCUUUCAUCUUCAAAAGAAGUGGUGGCGUUCACUCUGUUUUAAAUACAAUUUUAAAGCUGUGAUUUUAAAAGAACAUUGUUGACAUCUCAAUGAA
This is a messenger RNA of Oryzias melastigma (Indian medaka), 4079 nucleotides long. It is a transcript of the gene atp1b3b, whose product is annotated as ATPase Na+/K+ transporting subunit beta 3b. The record is from RefSeq and is a predicted model, not a curated record. Gene Ontology annotation, cellular component: sodium:potassium-exchanging ATPase complex. Gene Ontology annotation, molecular function: ATPase activator activity. The coding region runs from base 138 to 1142 and encodes 334 amino acids. Gene Ontology annotation, biological process: intracellular sodium ion homeostasis; potassium ion import across plasma membrane; intracellular potassium ion homeostasis. NCBI's taxonomy places the organism in Eukaryota, Metazoa, Chordata, Actinopteri, Beloniformes, Adrianichthyidae. The transcript has 7 exons.